AUGCAAGCGCUGCAGGAAAUGACGCCUCAGGCUCCAGGGGCUGAAAGCAGUCAGGCCGCAGAGCUGAGGUCCGAGGUCCAGUCCCUGAUUCCGAUUGCUCGCAGCAGUCACAAGAUCGACUGCAUCAUCUGUUAUUGCUCUUACGACCUCGCGGCCCGCCUGCCUCGCCGCCUCUACUGCGGCCACACAUUCUGCCAGGCCUGCAUCAGGCGCCUCAAUGUGGUGACCAAUGAGCAGUGGUGGAUUCCGUGUCCACAAUGCCGCCAAAACACACCCACCCCACGCGGAGGGGUGACGAUGCUCGACCUGGAUCUAGCGGCCUUUUUAGCAGUGAAGUCUGAGAAGGAGCAUCCGCGGAUGGUGGCCAAAAUGGAGCCAGAUCCAGCCCCAAAAAUGCCCACCAAGGAGAAACCAAUCACGCAGCAGCCCACAAGCCUUUGCCAGGAGACGUUGCAGCAGCCGUAUUUGCCACAGAACGACUGCUGUGGCCACUGCUUGUGCUGUGGGACCACUGCAGCUUUUCAGGGCUAA
Molecule: messenger RNA, 531 nt
Organism: Elgaria multicarinata webbii
Lineage: Eukaryota; Metazoa; Chordata; Lepidosauria; Squamata; Anguidae
Gene: RNF224
Product: ring finger protein 224
Exons: 2
Coding region: 1-531 (176 amino acids)
Source: RefSeq, a predicted model, not a curated record